Ylistrum balloti is the source of this 2001-nucleotide messenger RNA. RefSeq names its product protein SpAN-like. Gene Ontology annotation, molecular function: metalloendopeptidase activity; zinc ion binding; calcium ion binding. Gene Ontology annotation, biological process: proteolysis. The transcript has 16 exons. Lineage: Eukaryota; Metazoa; Mollusca; Bivalvia; Pectinida; Pectinidae. The coding region runs from base 1 to 2001 and encodes 666 amino acids. The record is from RefSeq and is a predicted model, not a curated record.
AUGGUCGACCGUGGAUCAACCACCCUCUUUUUAGUUGGGAUAUUGGUGGUUCUCUUAACACCCAGUGUCCAAGCUUCCUCUAACAGUGAUUUUUCUGCUAGUGACGAAGAUGUCUUAGAGAAACUCAUACAACUACUCAAAUCAGUACACAAACAAGAGGACAAUGGAUAUCUGCCUAGCAAGGGAAAACAGCCAAAAAUCGAUUAUGACAGUCUACACCCGAUAAAGGAAAGUGCUCCAGAACAGGCAUCGGAAGAGAAAAAGAAUUUCAAGGAAUCCACAAUUUUAUGGGAGAAAGGACGAAUUCCAUAUACCUUUCAAUGCAACAUCAGUGAGGGGAAUCGGAUAAAAGUCAGAACGAUGAUGGACAAGCUCGAAGAAUAUUCAUGCAUCAAGUGGGAAUUUGUAAGUCCAGGUUCUACAGAAUACCACGUGCUCAUCGAAGACAAGAACGGGUGUCAGUCUCCGACUGGAAAUAUCAAGUCAUCCGCUGGAUUUCAGAUACUCUCACUGGACCAAUCCUUGUGUAUGAAUAAUGGUACCAUACUACACGAAUUGAGUCACACAAUUGGUAUGGAACAUGAACUCAGCCGACCAGAUCGUGACAAUCAGAUCAUCCUCCUUUGGGAUAACAUCCCUGGCGGAAUGUUCAACCCUAAUAUUAAGAUGAAGGACGACUUGCGCAUGUUUGCCACUCCCUUCGACAUCACUUCCAUCAUGCAGUACACGGCUGUAGCAAUGACAACUAGGAAGGGCACUCUGAGUUAUAAAACAAAGGAUGCUAAUCUUAUUGGUUUAACAUUGGAAGACCGCCAUGAUUUGUCCUUCUACGACAAACUCCUCAUCAACAGAGCUUACGACUGUGCUGGCCGUUGUCAUCCAAAGAGUUGCAAGAAUGGAGAAUUUCUGGACAAGAAUUGUACAUGUUUGUGUCCAGACGGUCUGACUGGAGAAUCAUGCGAAUCUGUUAUACAGGACGACAACUAUGUCAAUAAUGGUUCAAUUGUGAUUGGAUCUAUCGGCGAGAAAAUUACCGUGAAUUCUUCCGGUUACCCUAACACGAAUUACCCGACCGGAAGUAUCUGCCGAUGGCUUAUAGAGGGGCCAAAGGGAAGCAAGCUGCAUGCCACCAUCAGGGACAUGGACAUCGUAUCCAGCAGAAGUUCUGACAACGUAUACUGUAUACACUGGCUGGAGAUUCGUUACAACUUAAUAGCACAGCCUGGACCAGAAUUUUGUGGAGACAAUGGAGGACAAGUGACGACAAUAGAAACCGCUGACUACUCCGAGUCCAACAAGAUUUUAAUGAACUUUGAUACGACGAACGAAGCGUCAUCUGUCGGCCACCGAGGCUUCAGUCUCGAGUUCGUGGCUGUUGAAGGCAAUAAUGCCACGAAACCUGUGGACUUCUGCAGGGAUGUUAAUUGUCAAAACGGUGGUACCUGUAAUUCCAAUGACAACAACUACUGGUGUAGCUGUGUGGCCGGAUUCAUGGGACGUAACUGUGAAAGAACGUCCAGCGUUCAAAAUGACCAGAAUGAUAUAAACACAGUUUUUCAUUGUGACAACACAGCCACGGAUCAAUGUGAACUGGUUGAUUUGGGAACUGCAUGGGAAAUAGACGACAGUGGUCGUUUUGUAGUGAAACCACAACAACAGGCUCCCGUGCACCUUCCAAUUCAUUACAAUGUCACUCAACCAGAUCAGCAAUAUUGCUUCCACUUCAAAAUCAGCCGACCUAUCUCCCCUGAGGAGACGACAUGUUCCGAACUUACUUUUAUCGUCUCCAGGGAGGAAGAAUAUCCAGGUUUCACAUUAGAGUUCGACGAUUACCUACUGUUCGAUGACGACUGCACAGAAAAGACUGACUUCAGUGAAAUGAUCAGUUUUACAUCACAUUCAAAGAUCACUGGGAUGGAAUUCCUAGUGGAUAAUCUCCCAGACAGCGGAGCUGACAUCGCCCUAAGUGAUUUCGAGCUGCAGUCUACUCCCUGUUCUUAG